CCUAUCUAUUCCCUGUCAAUUGUGACCAAUCGUGACUUCUCCUUAGAUUGAUUCUCUUUGGAUUCUCUGAUCUCGAGUACUCAAAAUCUUUUUUGAGAUAUUUCGUAUUACCCUUGUACACCUGAAAAGGGUAGUUCUACAGUUCUACGUGCAUUUAUAAGGGUAUUGUAUGAGUCAAAAAAUAGAAAAACCAAUAUUAUCGGGUCAACGCAUAAAGACCAGAAAAAGAGAUGAAAGAGAAAAGUAUGAUCCAACGGGAUUUCGAGAUGCAAUCAUACAUGGUUUGGAAAAGGCUGAUAACGACCUAGAUGCAAUUUCAAAAUACUUAGAUGCAGCUGGUUCUAAAUUAGAUUACCGCCGAUAUGGAGAAGACCUAUUUGACAUCUUAAUAGCUGGGGGUCUUUUAGUCCCAGGUGGUUCUAUUGCUCAAGAUGGUGAUAAACCAGUUAAAACUACCGCUUGUGUCUUUGAACAACCAGAGGAUAUGGAAUCAAUGCGCAACUUUGAACAAGUUUUCAUCAAACUUAUGCGACGUUAUAAAUAUUUGGAAAAAAUGUUUGAGGAUGAAAUGAAAAAAGUACUGGUUUUUAUGAAGGGGUUUACUCCUAAAGAAAGAAUAAAAUUGGCUAGAAUGACAGCUCUAUGGAUUUCAAAUGGUUCUGUACCACCCUCUGUCCUUUCAGUUUUAUUUAAUGAACAUCUUGUCAAGGAUAACUUAGCACUAGACUUUUUACUAGAGGUUUUUGUUACCUGGAGAGAGGAAAAAGGUUUAUCUAGUUUAAUGACUGCAUUGAAAAAAGGCAAUAUUGAAAGAAGGUUGAUGGAAUUUGUUCCACCUAAUAGACGAACAGAGGAGUAUUUUCAAUCUGUAUUUGAAGCUGUCGGUCUUGCGGAUAUUGUGAAGUUGCACAAAGCUCAAGCAAGCCAAGAAGCAAAGCGAGACUUACAGCAAUUGCUCUUGGAUGAUUUAGCUGAAAAUCGCCCUAUGAAAGAUAUUAUAUUUGAUCUCAAAGAAAUGGCACAGAGAUGUGGCAUUCCAGAACAUGAAGUUAUUGGCCUGAUUUGGGGAGUCGUAAUGGGUCAAGCUGAAUGGAAUAAAAAGGAAGAAUUGGUAGCUGAUCAAGCACUGAAACAUUUAAAAGUGUAUACUCCACUAUUUGAUGCUUUUACAGUCACUGCCAGAUCUGAGCUUGCACUAAUUCUCAAGGUCCAGGAAUUCUGUUAUGAAAAUAUGAACUUUAUGAAAGUCUUCCAAAAAAUUGUUUUACUAUUUUAUAAAACCGAUGUAAUAUCAGAAGAAGUGAUUUUAAAGUGGUAUAAGGAGGGCCAUUCGGUUAAAGGAAAACUGCUUUUUUUGCAUCAAAUGAAAAAGUUCGUAGAAUGGUUGCAAAUAGCCGAAGAAGAAUCUGAAUCUGGAGAAGAGGAAGAUGGAGAAGAUGAAGAGGAGAAACAACAAAAAAUAAUAUAACCAUCAUCAGAAAGUAACCUAUUUGAACUUUAUUCGAAAUUUCGAAAAUGAAUCUGACGUAAAUUGCAAUUGGAUUAUACUGACAAAUAGGAAUUUUGAAAACUAAAAUUUGUAUUAUUGCGAGGCAUAGUAUAACGAAACAAGUACAUAAAACUUUUUAAUUGUUCAUAGACAGGAAACGACAUUAUACUAACAUCUGAUUAGUGUGGGAGAUAAAUUGUAAAUUUGCAAUGUCUUUAAAUUGUAUUACUUUAAGAAGAAAUAUUUUGUGUUACAUUUUUAUAACACCGCUACAAAAUAUAUACAGAAUAACAAAAAAAAGUUAUCGAAGAAUAGAUUUUUAUCCCUGUGUAUGUAUAAUUUUCAGACCCUCUUUCUUUGUAUAACAAUAUUGUACUAGUUUAUAGAAAAUAUAUUGUCAGGUGGUGUUUUAUA
Hylaeus volcanicus is the source of this 1903-nucleotide messenger RNA. RefSeq names its product protein krasavietz (gene kra). The record is from RefSeq and is a predicted model, not a curated record. The coding region runs from base 170 to 1468 and encodes 432 amino acids. Gene Ontology annotation, molecular function: protein binding. Lineage: Eukaryota; Metazoa; Arthropoda; Insecta; Hymenoptera; Colletidae. Gene Ontology annotation, cellular component: membrane; cytoplasm. The transcript has 8 exons.